This is a messenger RNA of Cutaneotrichosporon cavernicola, 1461 nucleotides long. RefSeq lists its product as uncharacterized. NCBI's taxonomy places the organism in Eukaryota, Fungi, Basidiomycota, Tremellomycetes, Trichosporonales, Trichosporonaceae. The coding region runs from base 1 to 1461 and encodes 486 amino acids. The record is from RefSeq and is a predicted model, not a curated record. Gene Ontology annotation, biological process: regulation of transcription by RNA polymerase II. The transcript has 2 exons. Gene Ontology annotation, molecular function: DNA-binding transcription factor activity, RNA polymerase II-specific; RNA polymerase II cis-regulatory region sequence-specific DNA binding.
AUGGCUGCUCAACCCACUGCGCCCGCUAAUACCUCUGGUGCUUUCGCCACCGGAAGCGACGAAACCUCCCAGGGAUCGGCUCUCCCUCCCAUGAUUGCCGCUGGGCCAAACAUGGCUUCUACUGCCUACUACGGGGCUCCUGUCCGUCCAUACACAUCGCAGGCUACCGUGUACCCACAGUCGCAGACCCAGGCCUACCACGCCGCGGGCCAGGGGCAGAACCAGCAGCAGUACGCGGAGGGCACCGGCCAGCAGACCAACAACCAGCAUCAAGCAUACCACGAUGGCCAGUACACAUCUCCAACCAUCGGUUACUACCAGCCGACUAGCAAUGUCCACCCUUCGUACCCCAUGAGCUACGGUCAUGCGCGCUCCGACAGCAUUGGUUCGUGGCACGCCCCGUCCGACAUGUAUGACUACGGUCGCCACACCAGCACCUCCAGCGGUGACGGUGGGGGCCGCGCCAGUGGCAAGGGUGAACCUUUCCUGCUUCCCAACGAGGAUGAGCUCCCCCGGCCAGCCCCUUCCUACGCAGCCCUCAUUGGAGAGGCCCUCCUCCUCGCAGACCCUCCGCACCAGCUAUACGUCUCGGAGAUUUCAGAGUCCAUCAAGGCCCGUUACCCAUUCUACCACCAAUUCCCGUCCAAGAUCUACAACGGCGUUCGGCACCAGACUUCCAUGUGUAAGGCCUUUGUCAAGAUCCCCAGGCCAUUCGGGGACCAGUCAGGUGGGGCUAGGAAGUGGGCCAUCCGUUCCGGCUGCCAGACCUGGUUCCGGGACGGAGACUACCACCCUCCGGUCUCGCCGCCCUCUGCGAUCCACAACAAGAGUAAGGGCGGGAAGAAGCGCUCGACCAGCAACAGCAAACAGCUUGCGAUCGGCCACGACCCCAUGAGCCCCAACCUCUCGAGCGCCAACGGUCCGUCAGACGGCCCACCCUGGGAUCCAGUCCGCAACCCACUACCGUGGCUCCAGCGCUUCCGUGCAAGCCGCCUCGGACCGCAGCUGGUCCAAGACCAACAGCUCGUUCCUCGCGCUCAGCCAGGGCCAGCACAGAGCGGAUACGGUCUCAUUCCAACCCAGUACGCCCAGACUGCGGCUUACGGAAUGACGCCCACGUACACGCACCAGCAGUACUAUGGCACUGGCAGUGGGGGGGAUUGGAGCACCUACCAACAGCACCCCGCGGCCCAUUACUACCCCUCGCCUCCCGAGCAUGGCGGGAGCUGGCGUCCUCCCGCCACCAACUUCGCAUUUAGCGAACCUCCCCUCGCUCGCCAUCGCCCAGCGAUCCUUAACUCGGACGACUCGUCGCACGACGACGCCCGGUCUCACUCCCGCGGCCACCCCUCGCCAGGGCUACAGGGCGAGUACCAGUUGAACGAAGCCGACUAUUCGAAGCGCGAGACGAGCACUCCCCUCUCGUCGCCACCUCCAGGUGCGGACUCUAGCGAUGCGUAA